AUGACCACAAACACGAAACCCCUCUCGGUGCUCAUCUUCUCCAAAACGUCCUGGUACCGCCACGACUCCAUCGAACCCGCCGUCGCCGCACUCAAGGCCCUCGCAUCCCACAGCGGCCUCUUCACCGUCACCCACACCGAAGAUCCAGACGCCUGCCUCACCAAGGCGACCAUCCCUGCCUUCGACGUGGUCCUCUUCCUCCAGUGCACAGGUGAUUUCCUGGCCCCGCACCACGUCGACGCCCUGCAAGACCACAUCCUGCGCCGGCGCGGCAGGUUCGUCGCCGUCCACGGCGCAGCGGCGGGCAUGUUAAACGAUGAGACGUACGCUUCCCUCGUCGGGGCCCUUUUCGAUUCGCACCCGCCGCCGGAACGGGGGAGGGUGGUUGUCGAGGAGGCGGCGAGGGGGCACUUCAUCCUCGGCGGCGGGAGCGGGGAGGGUGGUGUGGAAGGGAGAGAUGGGUGGGUGGACGAAUGGUACAAUUUCGCGACCCACCCUCGGGAGAAUGACCGCGUGAGGGUGUUGAUGAGGGGGGACCCGACGUCGUUUGCGGGCGGGAAGAUGGGGGAUGAUCAUCCUCUUGUGUGGUGUCAGGAAUUCGACGGGGAAGACGGCGGGAGGUCGUUUUUCACGGCGUUGGGACACUUUGAGGAGGCGUAUUCGGACGAUUGGUUCAUGGGGGUGUUGCUGCGGGCCAUUCUCUGGACGGGUCGCGCCGAGGGGAUGUGGAAGAGGAGGGGUUGA
Messenger RNA from Sodiomyces alkalinus F11, 744 nucleotides. Its product is annotated as glycosyl hydrolase. The record is from RefSeq and is a predicted model, not a curated record. NCBI's taxonomy places the organism in Eukaryota, Fungi, Ascomycota, Sordariomycetes, Glomerellales, Plectosphaerellaceae. The coding region runs from base 1 to 744 and encodes 247 amino acids. The transcript has a single exon.